Messenger RNA from Eptesicus fuscus (big brown bat), 5073 nucleotides. RefSeq names its product transmembrane protein 94 (gene TMEM94). NCBI's taxonomy places the organism in Eukaryota, Metazoa, Chordata, Mammalia, Chiroptera, Vespertilionidae. The transcript has 32 exons. The record is from RefSeq and is a predicted model, not a curated record. The coding region runs from base 204 to 4298 and encodes 1364 amino acids.
ACCGACAUGGCUGCGUCCCUUGGAGGAGGGGACGCGAAGUGAGGAGGGGGCAGGGAGGGGAGUGGACGCAGGCGAGGAGGACAGACCCCCGGGCCCGGAUGCCGUGACUGUGACAGAGUCCCCGGGUUUGUACAUGUCGGGGCGGAGCCUUCCUUUCGGGGGUGACCACACUCACCUGGGCAUGCCUGCAGCACUCGGGGCCCAUGGACCUGAAGGAGAAGCGUGCGGGCGAGCCCCCCUUGGCCCUGGGCCUGUCCACGCGGAAGGCCCUCAGCAUCCUGAAGGAGCAGCUGGAGGCGGUGCUGGAGGGACACCUGAGGGAGCAGAAGAAGUGUCUCACCUGGAAGGAGAUGUGGCGGAGCAGCUUCCUGCACCACAGUAACCGCUGCUCCUGUUUCCACUGGCCGGGCGCCUCGCUCAUGCUGCUGGCGGUGCUGCUGCUGCUGGGCUGCUACGGGGGCCAGCCGGCCGGCAGCCAUGGGGUGGAGCUGGUGAACGCCUCGGCGCUGUUUCUCCUGCUGCUUCUCAACCUCAUCCUCAUCGCACGGCAAGAUCGGCUGAAACGUCGGGAGGUGGAGUGGAGGCUCCGAGGGAUCAUCGACCGAAUCCAAGAUGCCCUCAAGGAUGGCAAGGAGAUCAAGUGGCCAGAUGCCAUGUACCCCGACCUCCACAUGCCCUUUGCACCGUCCUGGUCCCUGCACUGGGCCUACAGAGAUGGACAUCUGGUCAACCUGCCAGUUAGCCUGUUGGUGGAAGGAGACAUCAUAGCUCUGAGGCCCGGCCAGGAAUCGUUUGCCUCUCUGAGGGGGAUCAAGGAUGAUGAGCACAUCGUCUUGGAGCCCGGAGACCUGUUUCCCCCUUUCUCUCCCCCGCCCUCCCCCCGGGGAGAGCUGAAGAAAGGGCCACAGAACCCCCAGCAGCACCGGCUGUUCCGUGUCCUUGAGACCCCCGUGAUUGACAACAUCAGGUGGUGCCUGGACAUGGCCCUGUCCCGCCCCAUCACUGCUCUGGACAACGAGAGGUUCACGGUGCAGUCGGUGAUGCUGCACUACGCCAUGCCCGUGGUCCUGGCCAGCUUCCUCAUCACCAACGCCCUGCGCUUCAUGCUGAACGCCCCCGGGGUCACGUCCUGGCAGUACACCCUCCUCCAGCUGCAGGUGAAUGGCGUCCUGCCCAUCCUCCCCCUGCUCUUCCCAGUCCUCUGGGUCCUGGCAACCGCCUGCGGAGAGGCCCGGGUCCUGGCCCAGAUGAGCAAGGGCUCCCCCAGCUCUCUGCUGGCCAAGUUCUCGGAGGACACUCUCAGCAGCUACACAGAAGCCGUGUCCACUCAGGAAAUGCUGCGCAGCAUCUGGGGCCACUUCCUGCGGGUGAUCCAGGGGACGUCGCCAACGCUGAGCCACAGCUCCAGCCUGCUGCACAGCCUGGGCUCCGUCACGGUCCUGUGCUGUGUGGACAAACAGGGGAUCCUGUCGUGGCCAAAUCCCAGCCCAGAGACCGUGCUGUUCUUCAGCGGGAAGGUGGAGCCCCCGCACAGCAGCCACGAGGACCUGACGGAUGACCUGUCCACCCGCUCCUUCUGCCACCCCGAGGUGGAGGAGGAGCCCCACGAACGGGAUGCCCUCCUGGCUGGCUCCCUGAACACCACGCUGCACCUGGCCAAUGAGCAGGAGCGCGACGACUGGCCUGCUGACGGCCCCAGGGUCCCCGAGCCCUGCUCUCACCACAGAGGGCACGGCCACAGCAAACACCUGUCCGGCUCGAACGUGAGCUUCAGCAGGGACCCAGAGGGCUGUGAGGAUGAGCCCGGCAAGACGCAGCAGCCUGGGCUGGAGAGCGAGCCCUACGAGGCGGAGGACUUCGUGUGUGACUACCACUUGGAGAUGCUGAGCCUGUCGCAGGACCAGCAGAACCCGCCCUGCAUCCAGUUUGAUGACUCCAACUGGCAGCUGCACCUCACCUCCCUCAAGCCCUUGGGCCUCAACGUGCUGCUGAACCUGUGCAACGCCAGCGUCACCGAGCGGCUGUGCCGCUUCUCCGACCACCUGUGCAACAUCGCCCUGCAGGAGAGCCACCGCGCCGCGCUGCCCAUCCACGUGCCCUGGGGUCUCUGCGAGCUCGCCCGCCUCAUCGGCUUCACUCCUGGGGCCAAGGAGCUCUUCAAGCAGCAGAACCACCUGGCGCUCUACCGCCUCCCCAGUGCCGAGAUGGUGAAGGAGAGCUCCCUGGGGAGGCUGUCCUGUGUCACCAAGCGGCGCCCCCCGCUCAGCCACAUGAUCAGCCUCUUCAUCAAGGACACCACCACCAGCACAGAGCAGAUGCUGUCCCACGGCACCGCGGACGUGGUCUUGGAGGCCUGCACAGACUUCUGGGAUGGAGCUGACAUCUACCCUCUUUCGGGCUCCGACAGAAAGAAAGUGCUGGAUUUCUACCAGCGGGCCUGCCUGUCUGGCUACUGCUCCGCCUUCGCCUAUAAGCCCAUGAGCUGCAGCCUGUCCUCCCAGCUCAAUGGCAAGUGCAUCGAGCUGGUGCAGGCGCCGGGCCAGAGCAGCAUCUUCACCCUGUGCGAGCUGCCGAACACCAUCCCCAUCAAGCUGGGCACCCGCCACAACAGCUGGAGCUCCGAUGAAGGGAUCGGGGAGGUGCUGGAGAAGGAAGACUGCAUGCAGGCCCUGAGCGGCCAGAUCUUCAUGGGCAUGGUGUCCUCCCAGUACCAGGCCCGGCUGGACGUCGUGCGCCUCAUCGACGGGCUGGUCAAUGCCUGCAUUCGCUUCGUCUACUUCUCUUUGGAGGAUGAGCUCAAAAGCAAGGUGUUUGCAGAGAAGAUGGGCCUGGAGACAGGCUGGAACUGCCACAUCUCCCUCACACCCAAUGGUGACAUGCCUGGCUCCGAGAUCCCCCCCUCCAGCCCCAGCCAUGCUGGCUCCCUGCACGAUGACCUGAAUCAGGGUGAGGGCAAAGUGUCCCGAGAUGAUGCAGAAGGGCUCCUGAUGAUGGAGGAGGGCCAUUCAGACCUCAUCAGCUUCCAGCCUACGGACAGUGACCUCCCCAGCUUCCUGGAGGACUGCAACCGGGCCAAGCUGCCCCGGGGCAUCCACCAGGUGCGGCCCCACCUGCAGAACAUCGACAACGUGCCCCUGCUAGUGCCCCUGUUCACUGACUGUACCCCCGAGACCAUGUGUGAGAUGAUCAAGAUCAUGCAGGAGUACGGGGAGGUGACCUGCUGCCUGGGCAGCUCUGCCAACCUGCGGAACAGCUGCCUCUUCCUCCAGAGCGACAUCAGCAUUGCCCUGGACCCCCUGUACCCGUCCCGCUGCUCCUGGGAGACCUUCGGCUACGCCACCAGCACCAACAUGGCCCAGACCUCGGAUGGCCUUUCUCCCCUGCAGCUCUCAGGGCAGCUCAACAGCCUGCCCUGCUCCCUGGCCUUCCGCCAGGAGGAGACCAUCAGCAUCAUCCGCCUCAUCGAGCAGGCCCGGCAUGCCACCUACGGCAUUCGCAAGUGCUUCCUCUUCCUGCUGCAGUGCCAGUUGUCCCUUGUGGUCAUCCAGUUCCUCUCUUGCCUAGUCCAGCUGCCACCACUGCUCAGUACCACCGACAUCCUGUGGCUGUCCUGCUUUUGCUAUCCUCUGCUCAGCAUCUCUCUGCUGGGGAAGCCCCCCCAUAGCUCCGUCAUGUCUGUGGCAACAGGGAAAAACCUUCACUCCAUUCCCAAGAAGACCCAGCACUACUUCCUGCUCUGCUUCCUGCUCAAGUUCAGCCUCACCAUCGGCUCGGGCCUCAUCUGCUUUGGCUUCACACUGCAGAGCUUCUGCGACAGCUCCCGGGCCCGCAACCUCACCAACUGCUCCUCCAUCAUGCUGCCCAGCCAUGCCGACACGGCUCCAGCCUGGUUUGGUGACUUUGCCAAUGGGCUGCUACAGGCUCAGAAGCUCACUGCCGCCCUGAUCGUCCUGCACACUGUCUUCAUCUCUGUCACCCACGUGCAUCGCACCAAGCCCCUGUGGAGAAAGAGCCCCUUGACUAACCUCUGGUGGUCCCUGACGGUGCCUGUGGUGCUGCUGGGGCAGGUGGUCCAGACGGCAGUUGACCUGCAGUUGUGGACGCACAGGGACAGCCGCGUCCACUUCGGCCUGGAGGACGUGCCUCUGCUGACGUGGCUCCUGGGCUGCCUGUCCCUGGUCCUCGUGGUGGUCAGCAACGAGAUCGUGAAGCUGCACGAGAUUCGGGUCCGGGUCCGCUACCAGAAGAGACAGAAGCUGCAGUUUGAAACCAAGCUGGGCAUGAACUCUCCCUUCUGAGCCAUCGGCCACGGUGGUCACAGUGGCCCUGGUCCCCAGGGGCCAAUACCAGACCCAUUUCUGAGUCUGGGGAGUUGGUAUCAUGGAUGAUUCAGGGUUUGCUCUUGUGCCCCAUGGCACUGGAGGCCCAGAUGCCCGUGCCAGACCCAGCUGUCGUCUUGACCCCCAGGGCUACUGUGGAGCAGCGAAUGAGCCAAGGCCGUGUCAGGACAGCCCUGCCUCUUCCCUGGCCUCACCAGGGCAUUCUUGAAUGUAUGACCUCAUGUGCUUAGCAAGGGGCUCCCAGCCCUCUCUUCCUGUGGGCUGUCCCUCUUCAGGGUCCACUAAGCCAGCGCCCUGUGCUCUGGGACCCCUGGGCAGGGCUGUGAACGUGGGGCCAGGGCCUCAACCUUUUUGAAGGAACACUGGCAGCAGCUGUGGGGGGUCCAGUCAACUCUCAAGGUCGCCGUUGAAGGCCAGGGUGAGGGUGUAUCCUCCCUGCGCCCUCCAUGCUGUCUUCCUGGGACAGGGACCUGGAUGUGGCCAAGCACCUCCCUCCUCCCUCUGUUGGGGAUCCUCACAGCACCUGACAGUGAGGGCCCCCCUCACCCUGGAGCCUCUGUGCCUGCCUCGAGCUGGCCCCCAGUCAGUCUCGGGGACAUGGCCCAGGGCUCCUUCCAGCCCCUGCAUAGUUCUGUGAGAAUGUUUUUACUGGUGUAUAUUUUUUACUGGAAAUGAGCCUUUUAGGAAUGAAUGUAGACUGGUUUGUAUUAAAACUUAUAAAUUGCGUAAGAAA